Messenger RNA from Babesia bigemina, 987 nucleotides. RefSeq lists its product as hypothetical. Lineage: Eukaryota; Apicomplexa; Aconoidasida; Piroplasmida; Babesiidae. The record is from RefSeq and is a predicted model, not a curated record. The transcript has a single exon. Bases 1 to 987 code for a protein of 328 amino acids.
AUGGUGUACACCUCGUUGACUUACGCCCCUCGUAAUUUCAGGGAGGGUAUUGACUGGUUAGUAGCUCUGAAGCGAAAUGGUUUCGAGAAUAAUUUGAAGGCUAUUAGUGACGCAGUUUACAACUUUCUCGCAGACAAGCCGGUUGGGUCCGACAAAUUACCAAUUUAUCAGUAUGUUACGCUUAUUACUAAAGAGUUCUUGGAGCAAGAGGAGCUUAAAGACCGGCGUGUCGUGGAAACGAUGCUGGCGAAGUUCAAUGAGCCCAAGGAUCAAAAAUCCGAUUUCUUCGUAAAGUUCUUUAAAGGUAUUUCCGAACUCGGUGGUAGAAAAUUCGUGAAGCACUGGGGUAUAAACGGUGAAAACAUCGCCGAGAAGUUGUCUAAAUCGGUGGAUGUUUGUGAGACGUUCUUGAAAAGUAUACAGGUACCUGGGCAGUACAAGUCUGCUUACAGCUCUAAAGCAACGUGGGAGGCAUCCUGCUCGGACAACCCGCAAGAAUGCGCAGCGGUAUUCGUGGGUAUUGCACCCAUGUUGUACGCAGGUCUCACGUCUUUAAAGGAUGCGACUGCUGCUGAAGUUGUUAAAUCGGCACCGGAUAGAGCGAAGGCGGAUGUGGAAAACCUAUUGAAUGCUUUGCGUUACGUAGGACCGGCAUGCCGAGCUAGCAUGAGUCCUUCAGAUGUCUCCAAUGCGUUGAGGGACUUUGAUUACGAUAUUUUGGGCACCUUAGCCGACCUAUCGGAAUUCUGGAUGUACCACGGAUUAGACAGUGCAGGAGUUGCAGAAGCUCUUAAGUACUACCAUAGCAAAUAUGGAUCCUAUCCAAUAACUGGAGGUGACAAUGGCGUUAACAUGGGUUUGGUAAAUGCCUGGAAUUCCAAGCUGGCUAAGAAGCCUGCCAAAACAGACAACGCACUCGGAUCGGACAACACUUAUUAUCCUGGUAUGCCGACAGUGGCGAAUCUGAACGCUGCCAGCCCAAUUUAA